Molecule: messenger RNA, 2775 nt
Organism: Conger conger (European conger)
Lineage: Eukaryota; Metazoa; Chordata; Actinopteri; Anguilliformes; Congridae
Gene: rcan3
Product: regulator of calcineurin 3
Exons: 5
Coding region: 329-1030 (233 amino acids)
Biological process (GO): calcium-mediated signaling
Cellular component (GO): nucleus; cytoplasm
Molecular function (GO): nucleic acid binding; calcium-dependent protein serine/threonine phosphatase regulator activity
Source: RefSeq, a predicted model, not a curated record
AGUACGCGUAGUGAUGUAGGCUGCACCUGCAAGUCGAACCAUAAUAGAAACAAAUGUCAGGGGAAAAACGGAAUUAAGUUCAUGUUCACAAAAUAUAUCGCCGUUAAUGUAAAACGGAGGAAAGGACGGGAAUUGCGACACGCAUCAAGCGCGUUUACGCGUGCGGCGAAGACCCAGUGGAAUAAAUAGACUCGUCAUCGGUCGGAUCAUUGAAAGCGGUCUUUCUUGCAGAUUUCGAGUUCCCUCGCCCUCUCUCCACCCUGCUGCCACCCCUCCGUGACCCCUCCGUGACCCCCCGGUGACCCCCCCGGUGACCCCCGCGCCGGCGAUGCUGCGCGAGGCGGGCAAACCGUGGAGCAACGGCUCGGCGGCGUACAGCAGCGACCCGGAGGAGGAAGAGGAGGAGGAGGAGAUGGUGUUCGGGGAGAACGACGAAGACGCGGAGGAGAUGAUGGACCUGAGCGACCUGCCCACGGCGCUGUUCGCCUGCAGCGUGCACGAGUCCGUGUUCGAGGACGACCUGCACCGGGAGCGCUUCGAGGCCCUCUUCCGGAGCUACGACGAGCAGACGUCCUUCCAGAUGUUCAAGAGCUUCCGACGGGUGCGCAUCAGCUUCAGGACCCCGGAGGCGGCCGCCCGCGCGCGGAUCGAGCUGCACGAGUCCGACUUCAACGGCAAGAAGCUCAAGCUCUACUUCGCCCAGGUGCAGAACUCGGGCGAGGACAUUGACAAGUCGUACCUGGCGCCCCCCCAACCUGCCAAGCAGUUCCUGAUCUCGCCCCCCGCGUCCCCGCCCGUGGGCUGGAGUCAGAGUGAGGACGCCACGCCCGUCAUCAACUACGACCUGCUGUGUGCUGUGGCCAAGCUGGGCCCCGGGGAGAAGUAUGAGCUGCACGCGGGCACGGAGUCGACCCCCAGUGUGGUGGUGCACGUGUGCGACAGCGAGACGGAGGAGGACGAGGAGGGGCGUCCCAAGCAGAGGAUCGUCCAGACGAGACGCCCCGACGCCCCGCCCGCCGUCUGCAACUAGCGCCCCGGCCGGGUCUCUCAGCCGAGAGACACACCCUUCAUUUCAGUUUCCAAAAAACAGACAGCGAGAGAGGGAGAGGGGGAGAUAGAGGGGGAGAGAGAGAGAGAGAGGGAGAGUGAGAGGGAGAGAGUGAGGGAGAGAGAGAGUGAGGGAGAAAGAGAGAGGGAGAGAGAAAGAGAGAGGGAGAGAGACAUUUUGGGUGGCGGGUGGAGCUUGCUGCCGGACUGACUGGGCCCAAGUAGGCGGGGCCACACUCUCACACACAUCACCGUGGAAACGGGGCCUCCAGCCUACCCAGAAUGCAACACCACUUUCAUUUCACGCUCUGCGCUGUACCCGCUUGCAUUGUGUUUUCACACAUUCUUUUUUGUAUUUAUAUUAAAAUUAUUACUACUACUGCUUUAUUAUUAUUAUUAUUAGGUUUGUGCAACUAUUUAUUUAAGAGAUUACAGUUACGCAAAGGCAAACAUGGAGGUUUUUUCUUUUCAGUUAUUCAAACUGUUCUUGCAGUUAUUAUUAUGAAUACGUUUAUCUGUUUUUCUGAUGGUUAAUUUGAGCUGCAGGACUCUCCAGAGUGGAUGUAAAUACCGUUAUCGUGUGUGUGAUCAGCACUUCUGCCUUGCCUGUGUUCAAGUGUGUGUAUCACACACACACAUGCUCACACACUCAUGUAUGCACACAUGCGCAUGUUCAUACAUGCACAUGUACAGACACACACACACACGGACCUAGAAACACACACACAGACACAUACACACGCACACACACAUAUACAGACACAUACAGACACAUACACACAUACAGACACGUACACACAGACACACACAUACACACACAGACACACACACACACACAUACACACACAGACACACACUCACACACAUGCAGACACAUACACACAUACAGACACGUACACACAGACACACACAUACACACACACAUACACACACACAUGCACACACAGACACACACACACACGCACACACAGACACACACACACACACACACAGACACACACACACUCACACACACACACACACACAUUACCUAAACUAAGGAAAUGAGGAGAUGCUAGCUCAGAGAUCUGAGUGUAAAAGGCUAUCCUCUUUCAGAUCCUUUAAGCUUUAUUUCCAUUCGAUUGUUUUGCUGUUUGUUUACCGAACAAAGAUGUAUAUUCUCAGCUUGUAUUUGAUACCACAGGACAUUGUGCAUGUUUUCUAAACUCUCUGGGCUCCGAUUGGCUUGCACAAGGACCGGAGUACUGGACGAAACCCUGGGCGGCCACGCCACUGGGCUGGGUGGAGUUUUCUGCGCGCAGUGAAGACGGAGAGGGGGCUUCGCGUGUACUUUAGGGGGAAAACGUCGCCGUAGAAGUCUGUAACUCUGAGGCCUGUGGAGCGCGCGCGGUCGGGGGCCCACGAGGACGAACGGAGAACACCUGGACCCCGCGAACAGGAAGUGAUCGCUUCUUCUGGACAAAACUGUUUCCUGCCUCUGCAGACACAGGGAGACGGCCGCCUGGCUCCAUCUCACACAUCUCAGUAAUAUUUCUUGUUUGUAAAUAUUAAAAAAUACAGUCAUUGUGAUCAAAGUAUUGCCAAAAAAAAAAACAAAAAACAACGUGAGAGAGGAACCGAAGGUAGUAAUUUGAGUAACCAAAUAUUUAAAACGAAAAAAAAAAAAAAUGUCUGAAUUGUAUUUUUAUUUUUUUGAGAGCUCUUGCAGUAAAAACGUGUGAGGCGUUU